CUGGGCGGGAAGAGUGAGAGGGCUCAGGAUCUGAGCCGGGCGGCUUCCGUGGACUGGAGUUCUGCCCCUCCUUUCCUUUCUCUAGGUGAGGUCUUCAUUCUGCCUCCGCGGGUCCUUCGCGUGCGGGAGACUUCAGCGUCGAUCCCUCCAGCCUCCCGCGGCGUCUCCGCCGCGCCCUGCCUGGCAGCAGCAUGGGUGGCGCCCGCGACGCGGGCUGGGUGGCGGCGGGCCUGGUCCUCGGCGCCGGCGCCUGCUACUGCAUCUACAGGCUGACGCGGGGCCCGCGGCGAGGCGGCCGGGGCCGUGGGCUGCGCCCCUCGCGGUCUGCAGAAGACUUAACGAAUGCUUCCUAUGAUGAUGUCCUAAAUGCUGAACAACUUAAAAAACUCCUUUACCUUCUUGAGUCAACUGAGGAUCCUGUACUCAUUGAAAAAGCCUUAGUCACUCUGGGUAACAGUGCAGCCUUUUCAGCUAACCAAGCUAUUAUUCGUGAAUUGGGAGGUAUUCCAAUUGUUGGAGACAAAAUCAACAAUCCAAACCACAGCAUUAAAGAGAAAGCUUUAAAUGCACUAAAUAACCUUAGUGUAAAUGUUGAAAAUCAAAUCAAAAUAAAGAUAUAUAUCAAUCAAGUCUGUGAGGAUAUCUUCUCUGGUCCCCUGAACUCUGCUGUGCAGCUGGCUGGGCUAAGGUUGUUAACAAAUAUGACUGUUACCAAUGACCACCAGCACAUGCUGAGCCGCUCCAUUGCUGACCUUUUCCAUGUGUUACUUACUGGAGAUGGAAGCACAAAGGUUCAGGUUUUGAAGCUGCUUGUGAAUUUGUCUGAAAACCCAGCCAUGACAGAAGGACUACUCAGUGCCCAAGUGGAUUCAUCAUUCCUUUCUCUUUAUGACAGCCAUGUAGCAAAGGAAAUUCUACUUCGAGUACUUACAUUAUUUCACAACAUAAAUAACUGCCUCAAAAUGGAAGGCCAUUUAGCUAUUCAGCCUCCUUUUCCUAAAGGUUCAUUGUUUUUCCUAUUAUAUGGAGAAGAAUGCGCCCAGAAAAUGAGAGCUUUAGUUUAUCAUCAUGAUGUGGAUGUGAAAGAAAAAGUUGUGACAGUAAUUCCAAAAUUUUGAUUCGUUAGUCAUAUUUUUCUCAAGUAAUGCAGUCCAAAAAUUAAUACACAGAAACUUUAUCUCCCUUAGAAAAGGUUUCUUUCAUCUGCUGAAUUUAAACAGGAAACACCACGUUCCAUCUUUUAUACAGUACAGGCUGAACAUCCCUAAUCUGACAUGAUGCUCAGUUUUUCAGACUUUGGAACAUUUCAGAUAAGGAGGUUUUAGAUUAGGAUUGCUCAACUGGUAAUCUGUACAAACUCCAAAAUCUUUGAACGCUUCUGAUCCAAAUGAUUUGAGAUAAGAUAGUCAACCUGUUUUAACUUCAGGUUUUCAGGUUUAUUUUGGACCAUUCAUUUUAUUGAUGUCAAAUGAAAAUUGAGCAUUUACUGAAAGCAGUUACUUCCUACCUAUUCACUGAGAUACUUUAGUGAUUUCCAUAAUAUGAAAUGGCAGUGACCUUUUUAUGUCUGAUAUCCUUCCUCUGUUUGGAAUGACUUGAAGUUGUUCCUCUGCAGUAACAGUAGAUUAAACAAUAAGAUUAACUUAUUGUUUUCAAACUGCCACAGGAAUGGCCUUGUUCUCUCAGUAGCUAUGAGAACUUAAGCUCUCAAGUCCACCCCAGCUACACUGUUUUCAAGAGUCUAUUUCAGUCUCUAGAACAUAUUCUCAUCAUUGUUUUGUUUCUGGAGUGUUGGUUUUGGUGGUUUUUUUCUCCCUGUGUGCCAGUUCUGCGGCUUGAAUUCAGGGUCCCAUGUUCUCACUUGGCUU
Molecule: messenger RNA, 1868 nt
Organism: Dipodomys spectabilis (banner-tailed kangaroo rat)
Lineage: Eukaryota; Metazoa; Chordata; Mammalia; Rodentia; Heteromyidae
Gene: Armc10
Product: armadillo repeat containing 10
Exons: 6
Coding region: 192-1118 (308 amino acids)
Biological process (GO): negative regulation of intrinsic apoptotic signaling pathway by p53 class mediator
Cellular component (GO): mitochondrion
Source: RefSeq, a predicted model, not a curated record